This is a messenger RNA of Daphnia magna, 1890 nucleotides long. It is a transcript of the gene park, whose product is annotated as E3 ubiquitin-protein ligase parkin. Gene Ontology annotation, molecular function: ubiquitin protein ligase activity; ubiquitin conjugating enzyme binding; zinc ion binding. The record is from RefSeq and is a predicted model, not a curated record. Lineage: Eukaryota; Metazoa; Arthropoda; Branchiopoda; Diplostraca; Daphniidae. Gene Ontology annotation, cellular component: ubiquitin ligase complex; endoplasmic reticulum; mitochondrion. Gene Ontology annotation, biological process: regulation of mitochondrion organization; regulation of cellular response to oxidative stress; ubiquitin-dependent protein catabolic process. The coding region runs from base 40 to 1506 and encodes 488 amino acids. The transcript has 8 exons.
AAUGUGCGGAGCCUUUUAUUUAGAUGUUUAGUCGAAAUAAUGUUGAUCGAAUUCGACGACAGACGACGUGUUCUAUUGUUGUCACGUAACCAGUUUAUUUACUUACCACUAUACCGGCAUUUGCUGUCUGACUCGAGUGAAUUUACUCUGCCUGUUUACAUAAAAGCUGCGGGGGGAAAAACGUUUCUUAUUCAGAUGAGUCGGGAUUGGGACGUGGCUCGGAUCAAGAAGUUUAUUGCUCCAAAACUUGGCCUGCAAGUCAAAGACAUCAGCAUUAUCCUUGCUGGUAAAAGUCUUGCUGACAAUCUUCUACUAGAGGAAUGUGAUCUUGGUCACAAUAGCAUUCUUAAUGCCGUAAAACUUAAGGUGAUAAAAAAAGAUGAUGCAAUACCUUCCAAUGAAAAGAAGUCGGAAGGCACACCAUUUCACCAGGAUAAGCCUUUGUGUGAAACAUUGCUUGACCUACAAUUGACAGAAGAAGAACAAAAGUUGCUGCACAAAUCACUUGGCUGCAGCUCUCCUGAAUAUAAACAGAAGAAGGCUCAUUUCUAUGUUUAUUGUGAAUCUCCCUGCAAAUCAGUCCAGAAUGGUAAACUUCGGGUCCGUUGUAGCCUUUGCAAAGCCGGUGCCUUCACGGUGGACCGAGAUCCGUGCUGUUGGGAUGAUGUCUUGCGACCCGAGCAAGUAAGCGGCACUUGCCAAAUGGAAGGUUGUGAUCAUUCGUGGGCCGAAUUCUACUUCAAGUGCGCACACCAUCCUUCGCAAGGAGAGAUGGAUUCUACCCUUCCACUCUAUCUGGUCAAAUCGAAUUUCAAACAGGUCCAAUGUCUGGCCUGUAUGGAUAUUAGUGAUCCUGUGUUGGUCUUUCAGUGUUCCAGUUCCCAUGUGAUAUGUUUAGAAUGCUUUCAACAAUACUGUAUGUCUCGGUUGAACGAGAGACGCUUUGUUUUCAAUCCAAAUAUCGGUUACACUCUACCCUGCCCAGCUGGAUGCGAAAACUCACUGAUUGAUGGAACCCAACAUUUCAAAAUUCUUGGAGGUGAGCAGUACCAGCGGCUUCUGCACUUUGGGGCAGAGGAAUACGUUAUGUCGGUAGGUGGUGUGCUUUGUCCGCAACCCGGAUGUGGCAUGGGAUUACUUGCAGACCCUUCCUGUAGACGGAUUCAGUGCACAGGAGGAUGUGAGUUUGUUUUUUGCCGUGAUUGUUUACAAGGUUAUCAUAUUGACGAAUGUCAACCGAAUGGAGAUGGUAAUUUUCAAUCCAUGCUGACAACCACAGAGUAUGUUGUUGAUCCUAGGCGAGCUGCACAGGCGAUGUGGGAUGCAGACAGUCGCGUUACUAUACGUGUCACUUCAAAACCAUGUCCCAAAUGCCGAACGCCAACUGAACGCGAUGGAGGUUGUAUGCAUAUGAUUUGUACUCGCCAACAGUGCGGGUUUCAUUGGUGCUGGGUUUGCCAAACAGAGUGGACGAGAGAGUGCAUGGGAAGUCACUGGUUCGGAUAAUUUGGACAUCUUUAAACUUAUAACGACUGCCUUCGAUUAUCGCAGUGUUGCUUAGAAGCAAGGAGAGUGUAAUUUUCUUUUCGCUAUACUAGUCGCGAAAUUGGUGACAUUUGGUUCCUAUAGUGGACAUCUAGAUAAAUAUGUAAAAUAGAAUGGAAACGAUUCAUUAUCCAAAAUAUUUAAAGUACUGUUCUACAGAUAGAAAAUUGAUAAGUCUAAGAGGCCUCAAAAUUCUCCCGUUAUAACAAAAUAUUGCAAUUUCCCGUGUUCCACCAAGUGAAGGCCUAGAUAAGUUGUGUGUUACUGGCAGAAGGUGUACCUGGAGUGAUAAAUACCACAUGUAUAGCCGAUGAAAAUAAAGCCAGAAAAGAUGCCCACUAGAAA